UAUCAGUCUUCCAGCCCAGCCCCUGCCUACAGACAUAAAUAGGCCAGGGGAGAUGAGCUGGGCACUCACUCCGGGACUGUUGGAGAGCUCCAGGGAGGUCACCCACACCCUUGAAGAUGAAAGCUGUGGUGCUGGCCGUGGCUGUGCUCUUCCUGACAGGGAGCCAGGCUCGGCACUUCUGGCAGCAAGAUGAGCCCCCCCAGAGCUCUUGGGACAGAGUGAAGGAUUUCGCCACUGUGUAUGUGGAUGCGGUCAAAGACACCGGCAGAGACUAUGUGUCCCAGUUUGAAACCUCCGCCUUGGGCAAACAGCUGAACCUGAAUCUCCUGGAGAACUGGGACACCCUGGGCUCAUCCGUUGGUCGCCUGCAGGAACAGCUGGGCCCGGUGACUCAGGAGUUCUGGGAUAACCUGGAAAAGGAAACCGAUUGGCUGAGGCAGGAGAUGAACAAGGACCUGGAGGAGGUGAAGACAAAGGUGCAGCCCUAUCUGGACGAAUUCCAGAGCAAGUGGCAGGAGGAGGUGGCUCGCUACCGCCAGAAAGUGGAGCCUCUGGGCGCCGAGCUGCAUGAGGGCGCGCGCCAGAAGCUGCAGGAGCUGCAGGAGAAGCUGGCCCCUGUGGGCGAGGAUCUUCGUGACCGCAUGCGCCAGCACGUUGACAUUCUGCGCACAAAGUUGGCGCCCUACAGCGACAAGAUAAGCGACCGCCUGGCUGAGCACCUGGCCCGACUCAAGGACAGCGCCACCCUCGCAGAGUACCACACCAAGGCCACCGAACACCUGAAGACGUUCAGCGAGAAGGCCAAACCUGCUCUGGAGGACCUGCGCCAGGGCGUGAUGCCCGUGCUGGAGAGCUUCAGGGUCAGAUUAAUGAAUAUGAUCGACCAAGCCAGCAAGAAGCUGAGCGCCCAGUGAGGAGCCCACCUCCGCUCCCCACCCCUGCAUUAGCUUUCUUAGAAUAAAUCUUUCCAAAAUGG
This is a messenger RNA of Microtus oregoni (creeping vole), 976 nucleotides long. RefSeq names its product apolipoprotein A1 (gene Apoa1). The transcript is spliced from 4 exons. Gene Ontology annotation, cellular component: extracellular region. NCBI's taxonomy places the organism in Eukaryota, Metazoa, Chordata, Mammalia, Rodentia, Cricetidae. Gene Ontology annotation, molecular function: high-density lipoprotein particle receptor binding; lipid binding. The record is from RefSeq and is a predicted model, not a curated record. The coding region runs from base 117 to 914 and encodes 265 amino acids. Gene Ontology annotation, biological process: lipoprotein metabolic process; lipid transport.